This is a messenger RNA of Cucurbita pepo subsp. pepo (vegetable marrow), 769 nucleotides long. Its product is annotated as DNA-directed RNA polymerases II, IV and V subunit 6A. The record is from RefSeq and is a predicted model, not a curated record. Gene Ontology annotation, molecular function: DNA binding. Gene Ontology annotation, cellular component: RNA polymerase I complex; nucleus; RNA polymerase II, core complex. NCBI's taxonomy places the organism in Eukaryota, Viridiplantae, Streptophyta, Magnoliopsida, Cucurbitales, Cucurbitaceae. Gene Ontology annotation, biological process: transcription by RNA polymerase II; tRNA transcription by RNA polymerase III; transcription by RNA polymerase I.
UAUUAUAUAUUCAUACCGCGUUCGAGUUGAGGCGCGCCGUGGUCGUUUACUUCUAAAGUUCUGUGACUGAGGGUUUUAGGGAGUAACCAGAGAGCGCGGCAACAGUUUCUCCAUCGAACAUCAAUGGCGGACGAUGAUUACAAUGACCUCGACAUGGGAUAUGACGAUGAGCCACCAGAACCAGAAUUGGAGGAAGGUGCUGAAGAAGAAUUGGAUAAUAAUAACAAUGAUGAUGUUCCUGGUGAACCUGUUGAAGCAGAGGAAAAGGAAGAUGAAGAACCUGUUGAACGUGUGCGUAAAACCUCAAAAUUUAUGACAAAAUAUGAACGUGCUAGAAUUUUGGGUACACGUGCCCUCCAAAUCAGCAUGAAUGCUCCUGUGAUGGUUGAAUUGGAGGGCGAGACUGAUCCACUUGAGAUUGCAAUGAAGGAGCUUCGUGAGCGGAAGAUACCCUUCACCAUCCGUCGCUACCUGCCAGAUGGAAGUUAUGAAGACUGGGGCGUUGAUGAACUGAUUGUGGAGGACUCUUGGAAGAGGCAAGUUGGUGGCGCUUGACUGAUCUUUAGUUAGUUGUGUGGGCGUCACCAUAUGUGAGAUGAUAGUUAGAACUACAUAGCCAUUAGGUCACGGUGUUCCCAUUUAUGCAGCUUGUGAAAACACUACUGUUUUGUUGCAUAACUCUACUCUAUAAUAUAUUGGAAAGGAAUCACUAUUGACAAACACCUAUUUAUGACUAUAAACCAUGCCAUUAACACUGGAUAUUCUGUAA